Molecule: messenger RNA, 1467 nt
Organism: Penicillium cosmopolitanum
Lineage: Eukaryota; Fungi; Ascomycota; Eurotiomycetes; Eurotiales; Aspergillaceae
Exons: 2
Coding region: 1-1467 (488 amino acids)
Source: RefSeq, a predicted model, not a curated record
AUGAAGUACAAUCAGUGCUUCUUGCCUAACGGGCAGCGGAUCAAUGUGAACCCAUCAUUUGGCGGGUUUAAAUUUGCUGUCGAUGACGACAGCCUUUACGGCUCCUUUCCACCAGGGUGGUCGAUAUCUCUCUAUACCGAGAACUUAGAUGAGGGAAAGCCAUCCAUCAACGAGGACAGUCAGUCUCCAAUCAGUCAUGACUCUCCGUUUACAAAACCGACUCUCCUUGGCGAUGUAUUACACCUUUCUUCAAUGUCAACGCCAUCAAUUAACGACACGAAGCCUGAGAGCGCUGUUACCAGACAAGUGGCCAUGAUAUUAUUUGCCACCUUUCUCUGGUAUUUCCAAGAACCUGCACCAAACCGGCAUGUACCCACGUCCAAAGGAAAUGACAUACCAGAAAUAGCCAGAGCUACAGGAGAGUGGAGGCUAAGAGUUAAAGGAGAUGGCCUUCUUAGCGGGAAACACCGAAUGCAAAAACUCGAGAGAAUGGGCCUAAUUGCGACUGCCGAUCCUUCAGUGGGUUCGCAAGAGAAUCCAGAGACAUUUUACGAGAUGUUCAUUAGUCAAAGAGCGUUCUGGCAAUUGGAUCCUUCGAUCUAUCUCUUUACUCUAACCCCGCCCCGCUUUCCUGACAUCGAUGAGACCCGGGAUUAUCUCCCAUCAUUGGAUUCUUUUGGAAUUGGGUUCCCCUUUGGCGCUGGGCCCCAUACUUCCGGUUCCCUCAUGCCAUCAUACUACCCUCCUAUCCCACUUCAGUAUAUAUUUACCGACGGCCUUCGCCAUCCAAUCCGUCCUAGAGCUCCACGGCAAGGGGAGGUGUUUUACACCAGGUUCGUUCCCAGCCGUAGUCAAAACCUGACUCUCCGCAUACCUGUGGUCCCGAUGAAAGGCUCAUUGAGGACAUAUUCCGCAACAGAACAACCAAGCAAUUGGAAUGGCCCGGAUCUACGCCUUGACUCUGAACUUAUAAAUGACUUGAAGUUGCUUCACCGAUGGAUGAACCACUAUCCAACCAACACAAGCUUGAUCCAGACGGAUUCUUUAGAUGCCCAGAUGGAAAAUCUCAAGACUUGCAUGUCAAGCAAAUCAUCUUUUCCUGCACUAGCAUAUUGGGGCUCGACCGCAAUUGGCUAUUUGGAAAUAUUCUGGGUCCUCGAAGAUCGCCUUGGUCGGUUGCGGGGCAAUAUAGGGGACUGGGAUAGAGGUGUCCGGUUCUUCAUUGGGAACAACGACUUUAAUGACCUGAAGAACCUGGCGCUCUUCUUGAGCUCUGUGGUUCAUUACUGCUGGCUAUGCGAUCAGAGAACCUAUUCCGUCUUGGUAGAGGUUGGAGCAGACAAUGAAAGGUUCAUUUCAGGUCUACAAAACAUCGGUUUCUUCAGAGAAAGCGAAGUGUAUAUUUCCCAUGAGCAUGCCGUCGUCAUGAAAAUUAAGCGCAGUUUGUGGGUUGCGCCUAUUAACUGA